CUUUUCAUCAACUCCUUUAACUCUUUUUCACUCACUCUCUCUCUCUCUCUCUCUCUCUCUCUCUCUCUCUCUCUCUCUCUCUCUCUCUCUCUCUUUCUCUGAGGAUCACCGAGAUGGACGUUCGUAUGCAAAUGCCACAUCGCUUGUAUCGAUCUGGUGACCUCGAAGAACAAAUCACCUUCAUGCCGUGGUUUUGCUACGCCUUCGUUUUUCUCUUCUUAUUCUUCGGCUCGGUUAUUAUGACUCAGUCUGUUUAUUCAGCAGAAAAUGUCUGGCUUGGACCCAAUUCAUCCAUUCUCGUUGACCCAAGUUCUGUGUUUGUCGAAAGCAUUAAGGUCAAGGAGAUGGAUUAUUCGAAAUCAGGGCUUCAGCUGUAUGGGUUCUAUGGAUCCCCCCCUCAGCUGAACCGUUUUGUAAACUGGUCAGAAUCCCGAGUACUACCUGUCUCACAGGAUUCUUCUUUCAAGGCUUGGCAAUACUACUUUAAUGAAGGGACCCUUUUGAACAUCACAUACAAAGUUGAACCACUGGGUUCUGCGGUUCAGCUUAUGGUCGAUGAAGGAACGCGAGACGACUCUUAUUUGCCGCCCAUGUCUUGGAAUCUCAUUCAAGGGAGUGGCAUGAUUCAAUUGGAGAUAAGUAAGUCUUCAAGUUAUCAUCUUACUUUAACAAACUUGAAGAGGAAAGACGUAAAGGUGGAACUGAAUACUGAUGUGAGGGCUGUCUUGUAUGAUACUAAACAAUCAUUCUACAACUGUACCUUCGGCAGUGGCGAGUGCACAUUCAAACUCUAUGCAAUGUCCCUUGUUGGAAGUUCUGUUGUCGUAGCUUCACCAACACUAAGUCAAGGAGCGUCCAUCGAAGAUGAGUGGUUCAUCAAAAUCUCAUAUCAACAUAGAUGGAUUACAUAUGUAAUUUGCAUAGGUCUGGCGGUUUGCUUCACGCUUUUAGCUACACAAGUCUGCAGUGGAGAGGGACCUCUAACCGAAAAUGAUUCAGCGAGGACAUGUCUACUUGCAGAGAAAGCUGACGAUGGUUCGUGUAAUGAAACUGUCACAAACGAUGAUGCUGAUUUGGAAGAGUCAAUAGGAAAUGUUGAGGAAGCACGUCAGAGAAGCAUGUCUCUCUCUGAUAUUCCCAGAGUUUUCGACCCGUCUGAUUAUUGCUUCUCAUGUGUUUUUUGCGGAAUAAUGCUAGACAGAGCUUGUGAGAGAUGUCCAAUGUGUGGAAGGAGGAUGAAGACACUGAAGCGAACCGAAACUGCUUAAAGAUGUGUAUCCCUAUAACUCUCGAGAUAUAAAUUGAAACCAUAAUAAUAAAAUUACCAUUUCAUAUUGACAAGCCUCA
Molecule: messenger RNA, 1347 nt
Organism: Capsella rubella
Lineage: Eukaryota; Viridiplantae; Streptophyta; Magnoliopsida; Brassicales; Brassicaceae
Exons: 10
Coding region: 114-1268 (384 amino acids)
Source: RefSeq, a predicted model, not a curated record